Ictalurus punctatus (channel catfish) is the source of this 3329-nucleotide messenger RNA. It is a transcript of the gene creld1a, whose product is annotated as protein disulfide isomerase CRELD1. The transcript has 6 exons. Gene Ontology annotation, molecular function: calcium ion binding. The record is from RefSeq and is a predicted model, not a curated record. The coding region runs from base 834 to 1778 and encodes 314 amino acids. NCBI's taxonomy places the organism in Eukaryota, Metazoa, Chordata, Actinopteri, Siluriformes, Ictaluridae.
UUUAAAGCUGCAGAAAAUAAACGUUCCUCCAGGACUGAUCUGAAGAAGCCCGAGCGUGGCAUGGAGAUGUCGAGAAGUAUGGGCGAAAACUUCUGUACAGUAUGAACGUACACUUCGGUUUGCAGCUUAUACAGUUUUGUGUGUAAUAAUGAAGGAACGUCUGGGCGAACCUUCACGAGCCUUCUUCGUUCAUCCUCCCAAUAACAUCAUCCCUAAAACUGCAUCAUGUCACAGAAGGAAUAAAGGAGCAGACAGGACGAGAUGAUUCCUCCACUCCAGUUAGGAGAGGCCAACGGACUGACCCGUGAUCCUUCUCUCACCUCACACACACUAAUACUUUGAGGAAUGUUAACAGGUUCCAGAAAAGGUUCCUUUUAGAAAUCAACUAGAAGAGUUUUUCAAAAUCUUAACACCUUCAUAACCUUCCAAAAGAGCAGUGAAGCAUUGUGUCCGUGCACCAGACUUUCACCAGGCUCCAUCUGUAACUAGAACACUGACAAACAAAUAAACAUUUAUCCCCCUGUAGAUCUUAACCAGUUUUAUCAUGUCUCAUUUUCCCUGGUGCACAACUUUUAGGCUGCCUGUAUUGUCUUUUCUCACGUGAACACUUCUGUGUGUUUAAUUACGUGUCUGUUCGUUUUAUAAACGACUUCAUCUUGUUUCUUGAUCUGUUUUUCCUUCCCGCUGCGCAUGUAAAGCAUUCUGGAUGUGCUCGAUAAAUAAAACCGGAGCGCCUUAGGGUGCACAAACUUUUGCGCACGCUAGUGCGGGACAUAUAGGCGUGUGUAACUCUGCGUGUUGUGGACAGUGAGCGGGUCGUACUCGAUGGUGUAAUGGGGGACAUUUUAGACUCUCGGUGCAGUUUAAAAAUAUUCUCGGAGCUUCUGGGGCUAUUAAUAAACCCGCCGGGGGUUUCCCCGCCCACAGAGAUCUGGACAGAAGGAGCUACACGGCGUUUAGAACAGACCCAGGGCUGGUUCUACUUCAGAUCGACAUCUCAGAACCGGGUUAUGGACUACAGGUUCCGAGCGCAAAGGGCGGCGAUGUUGACGUUGUGUUGGUCUCUGGCCUGUAGGGCGGCGAUGUUGACGUUGUGCGUUAUGUUGUUCCUGCUCUUGCCCACACCAUCUUUGGGGAACAACUGCUCCGAACACUGCAAAGCCUGCGGAGGACCUGAAAGAGACCAGUGUCUGCAGUGUCUACCGGGGUUCACGCUGCACGACAAUGUGUGUGUGGACACUGAUGAGUGCGGGACAGAGUUGGCAAAGUGUCCAGCUAACACGUACUGCAUCAACACACAUUCUUCUUAUGAGUGUAGAACUUGUGACCGUGCGUGUGUGGGCUGUAUGGGCAGUGGUCCUGCUCGCUGUAAGAAAUGUGCUCCCGGCUACAGAUCCAAGGACCUGAAGUGUUUAGACAUUGACGAGUGCAGUGAGGAGGCGUUGGCCUGCUCCGACAUCAACGCUCUGUGUGUCAACACCGAAGGAUCAUUUCAGUGCCGCUGUGCACCGGGUUUUACACGCAAAGGCACCGUGUGUGUGAGGAACCAGACACCUGCAGGAGAGGAACGUGGCUUGUUCGAUGAUCUCCAGGACGACGAGGUGGAGGUGCUGAAGCAGAUGUUCUUCGGCGUGAUUCUGUGCGCCCUGGCCACGCUGGCCGCUAAAGGAGACAUGAUGUUCACCUCCGUGUUCAUCGGCGCCGUGGCGGCCAUGGUGGGCUACUGGCUCUCGGACAAGAGCGACCGCCUGUUGGGCAGCUUCCUGAAGGGCAGAUGAAGUGCGCAGGAGGACAAACAGGACCAGGACUGAGAACAGCUUGGUCUAGAAGAACGCUUGCAGAAAGUGACUCGACUAUAUGUUAAUAUUAAUUACACUCGCCUAAUCUUUUAUCAUAAUCAAUGAUUUGAGGGGGAAAAACAGCCAUCUGUCACUACAGACCCUUAUUACAGAUGUGACUGAAUACGCGUGUACAUUGAACAUUAAUCCCAUUGAACGUCGUAUAUCAAAUGAACAAUUCCUGACACAGGCACUGCCUAGCUGAUCUGAUGCUCUGUUAGAGCCAGAUGUUUAAAUACCAGUGCAUGGAGCUUGGGUCAGCUGGAGAUAUUAGCAUUAGCGAUCGCUAGUGGAUUAGGAUUGUGAACCGUAGCAAAUACCUGGACCACACUGCAUUUCAGAAAGAAUGUCACUCUUUAUUGAAUGGAUAUAAAUCAAAUGGCCGACACUUAGAUCACGACACACACGAUAGCAAACAUCUGGGGGAGGGGGAGGGGGGGUGUGUGGAGAGGGACAGCGGAGUCCCCCCACUCUUUAAAAACACCGAACAUGACAUACAGAAUUCAUGCUGAACUCCUCGAACUCUCACCCAGGAUCUAACAGGACGUCCUGUAAUGACACACACUCACACACUCACACACACACACACACACACACUCUCCCCCACAAAAAUACUCAUGCAAGACUCUCUCUCACACACACACACACACACGGUACGACAUUCGUAUUCGUAUCGACAUUCCAAAAAACCCAUGCUAACACACGUUCAGUUACUUGCACAGAACACGGACAUACCGGUCUCGAACAAAACCCGGACACGCUGCGAUGCGGGGACUGAUGCACCAUGGGAAAUAAAAUCCCACGUAUCACGCACGUUUACUCGUUCGGCAUGCGGACACUCACGUGAAGUUUCUCGUCCUGUAUCGUCACUGCACAUCGUACAGACGUUUACAUACAGAAAUCAUACAUGUUCCAAAUCCUUCAACUAUUUUUUUUUUUUAAAGAAACAUAUUUAAAAAAAUUAAGUAACAAAUAAAAGUAAAAACACAGUCAAUUUUAGAGAAAUGAGUUCAUUAAAUAAAUAAAUAAAUAAAUACACAUACAUAAAUAAAUAAACAUUUUUCCUUAUUAUUAUUAUUUUUUUUCUUCUAGCGUUGGUCACAGUGAUUUGUUUUUCUUUUUUGUCCAUCCAGUGGUUUUGCAUUUUUGACAUCAAGAACUGAAACUAUACAACAGGCGCUCACACACACACACACACACACACACACACACACACACAGUCUUUUCAUGUAAGGAGUGUGAAGUGUGUGUACGACAUGUAUCUCAACACGCCGUCAUAUCGUCGGCUCUGUGUGCGCGUGUGUGUGUGUGUGUGUGUGUGUGCGUUUGAUAUUUUUUUCGAUUUUAUAUAUUUAUAUUUUCUACAUUACAUUUCCCACAUACAACACGUUCGUUUUCAUGGUAGGAGAUUUCACUCCUGCUUCAAGUAUCCAGUUGUUUUAAAGGACCUGAAAACGGAGGAUCAGGAAAAUAAAAUAAAUAAAAAACCCU